Molecule: messenger RNA, 9594 nt
Organism: Salarias fasciatus (jewelled blenny)
Lineage: Eukaryota; Metazoa; Chordata; Actinopteri; Blenniiformes; Blenniidae
Product: inositol 1,4,5-trisphosphate receptor type 1-like
Exons: 62
Coding region: 215-8524 (2769 amino acids)
Biological process (GO): calcium ion transmembrane transport
Cellular component (GO): membrane; endoplasmic reticulum
Molecular function (GO): inositol 1,4,5-trisphosphate-gated calcium channel activity; inositol 1,4,5 trisphosphate binding
Source: RefSeq, a predicted model, not a curated record
GGCGGAUUGUUACCGAGGACGCAUUCAGCUGUCAGAGAUAACGCCGCUCAGGCUGCUCUUACCUGGGAGUUUCGCUGCCAUGGACUUAACCGAGGAUAGCGCUGUGGAAAUUAUCCUGUGCUGACCCACUUCUUCAGCCGUUUCCCUCUCGCGACGUGUCUUUUCACGCCUUUCUUUCUCCCCCGGCAGCAGGUGUCUUCAAACCAGAGAAACCAUGUCGGACAAAAUGUCCAGUUUCCUCCACAUCGGGGACAUUUGCUCCCUGUACGCAGAGGGCUCCACCAGUGGAUUUAUUAGCACUUUGGGGCUUGUGGAUGACCGCUGCGUGGUCCAACCAGACACAGGCGACCUCAAUAACCCACCCAAGAAGUUCAGAGAUUGCCUUUUCAAACUAUGUCCCAUGAACAGAUACUCCGCACAGAAGCAGUUCUGGAAGGCGGCAAAACCCGGAGGCAACAGCACCACCGACACCGUCCUCCUCAACAAACUUCAUCAUGCCGCUGACCUCGAGAAGAAACAGAAUGAGUCGGAAAACCGCAAACUGCUGGGAACCGUCAUCCAGUAUGGAAAUGUCAUUCAGUUGCUGCACUUAAAAAGCAAUAAAUACCUGACGGUGAACAAGCGGCUGCCUGCGCUGCUGGAGAAAAACGCCAUGAGAGUGACUCUGGACUCGGCAGGAAACGAAGGAUCCUGGUUCUACAUCCAGCCGUUCUACAAGCUGAGAUCCCUGGGAGACAGUGUGGUGAUUGGAGAUAAAGUCGUCCUCAACCCCGUGAACGCGGGACAGCCUCUACACGCCAGCAGCCACCAGUUAGUGGACAACCCAGGAUGCAACGAGGUGAAUUCUGUGAAUUGCAACACAAGCUGGAAAGUAGUUCUGUUCAUGAAAUGGAGCGACAACAAGGAGACGAUCCUGAAAGGGGGUGACGUCGUGCGGUUGUUCCAUGCGGAGCAGGAAAAGUUCCUCACAUGUGACGACCACAGAAAGAAGCAAUACGUUUUUCUUCGAACGACGGGCCGGCAGUCCGCUACUUCUGCCACCAGCAGCAAAGCACUCUGGGAAGUGGAGGUGGUCCACCAUGACCCUUGCAGAGGAGGUGCAGGUUACUGGAACAGCCUGUUCAGGUUUAAGCAUUUGGCCACUGGGUGCUAUCUGGCUGCCGAGGUGGGUGAGGUGAAUCCAGACUUUGAGGAGGAGAGCGCCGAACAGCGGUCAUCGGUGGUGGACUUCACACCCUUUAACUUCCAGCUGGAUGCUGAUAAUGAAGCUCUGCGAGGCCGCCUGCGGGCUCCCCAGGAGAAGAUCAUGUACACGCUGGUGCCUGUACCCGACGGAAUGGACAUCUCCUCCAUCUUCGAGCUGGAUCCGACCACCCUGAGGGGCGGGGACUCCAUGGUGCCCAGGAGCUCCUAUGUCAGGCUAAGACACCUGUGCACAAACACAUGGGUUCACAGCACCAACAACCCCAUCGACAAAGAGGAGGAGAAGCCCGUGAUGUUACGGAUUGGAACAUCAGGGGUGAAAGAAGAUAAAGAAGCCUUUGCCAUUGUCCCUGUCCCGCCUGCUGAAGUGCGCGAUUUAGACUUUGCUAAUGAUGCAAGUAAAGUGUUGGCGUCCAUUGCCGGCAAGCUGGAAAAGGGCACAAUCACACAAAAUGAAAGGAGGUUUGUGACAAAGCUCCUGGAGGACCUGGUUUUCUUUGUCGUUGACAUUCCCAACAGUGGGCAGGAUGUUUUGGAGAUUAUGGUCAACAAGCCGAACAGAGAAAGGCAGAAACUCAUGAGAGAGCAGAACAUCCUCAAACAGAUCUUCAAGCUCCUUCAGGCGCCCUUCACAGACAGCGGCGACGGGCCGAUGCUGCGGCUGGAGGAGCUGGGGGACCAGCGCCACGCGCCCUUCAGACACAUCUGCAGGCUCUGCUACAGAGUGCUGCGCCACUCCCAGCAGGACUACAGGAAAAACCAAGAAUACAUCGCCAAACAGUUCCGCUUCAUGCAGAAGCAGAUAGGCUACGACGUGCUGGCCGAAGACACAAUAACCGCUCUGCUCCACAACAACCGGAAGCUGCUGGAGAAACACAUCACCGCCGCUGAGAUAGACACGUUUGUCACGCUAGUGAGGAAGAACCGCGAGCCGAGGUUUCUGGAUUACCUGUCAGAUCUCUGCGUGUCCAUGAACAAAUCCAUCCCUGUGACCCAGGAGCUCAUCUGUAACGCAGUGCUGGACUCCAACAACGCCGACAUCCUCAUUGAAACCAAAUUGGUCCUUUCGAGGUUCGAGAUCGAGACGACGGCAAACGGGGAGAAUCCCGUCGAGGCUGAAGAUGAGGAGGAGGUGUGGCUCUUCUGGAAAGACAACUGCAAGGAGAUCCGCAGUAAGAGCGUCCGAGAGUUGGCCCAGGAUGCAAAGGAGGGUCAGAAGGAGGACCAGGAGAUCGUCAGCUACUACAGGUGCCAGCUGAACCUCUUCGCCCGGAUGUGUCUGGACCGUCAGUACUUGGCCAUCAACAAGAUCUCAGGCCAGCUGGACGUGGAUUUGAUCCUGCGCUCCAUGUCCGACGAGGACCUGCCCUUCGACCUGCGGGCGUCUUUCUGCCGCCUGAUGCUGCACAUGCACGUGGACCGCGACCCCCAGGAGCAGGUCACCCCCGUCAAAUACGCCCGCCUGUGGUCGGAGAUCCCCUCUAAAAUCGCCAUCGACGACUACGACAACGACGGCACCACCAGAGACGAGAUCAAAGAGCGUUUCUGCCUCACCAUGGACUUUGUGGAGAACUACCUGAGAGAGGUGGUGUCGCAAAACAUCCCCUUCUCCGACAAGGAGAAAAACAAGCUGACUUUCGAGGUUGUCAACCUGGCGAGGAACCUCAUCUACUUUGGUUUCUACAACUUCAGCGACCUGCUUCGACUGACAAAGAUCCUGCUGAACAUUUUGGACUGCGUGCACGUCAGCACCAUUUACCCCAUCAACAAGAUCGAGAAGGGAGAGGAAACCAAAGCUGGCAGUAAUGUGAUGAAGUCCAUUCAUGGAGUCGGGGAGCUCAUGACGCAGGUGGUGCUGCGGGGAGGCGGCCUGCUGCCCACCACGCCGACCCAUCAGCCCGAGGGAGACGUGGUUAAAACGCAGACCGAGCCGGAGAGAGAGGACAUCAUGGUGAUGGACACCAAGCUCAAAGUCAUUGAAAUCCUGCAAUUUAUUUUGAAUGUGCGACUGGACUACAGGAUUUCCUGCCUGCUCUGUAUCUUUAAACGAGAGUUUGAUGAGAAUAAUCCACAAGGAGAAAACGCUGCCAAUCAAAAUGGGAGCAAUAAUGUCGCCAAUCCAAUGCCAGGAAAUUUUGACUUUGAGAACAUCGAGGAACAGGCAGAGGGGAUUUUUGGAGGAAGUGAGGAGAACACUCCGCUGGACCUGGACGACCACGGCGGUCGCACCUUCUUAAGGGUCCUGCUGCACCUGACCAUGCACGACUACCCGCCCCUCGUGUCUGGAGCGCUUCACCUGCUCUUUAGGCACUUCAGCCAGAGGCAGGAGGUCCUGAUGGCCUUCAAACAAGUCCAGCUGCUGGUCACCAGUCAGGAUGUCGACAACUACAAGCAGAUCAAGUCGGAUCUUGACCAGCUGCGCUCCAUCGUGGAAAAAUCUGAGCUGUGGGUUUACAAGAGGCAAGGAGAGGAUGGGAUGGACGGAGAUGGACCUUCAGAGUCUGACAGUAAAAAGAAGGGAGAUUCACUGGACAAGAAGAAGACAGAAAACACCAGCAGCUACAACUACAGAGUUGUCAAAGAGAUCCUGCUGCGCCUCAGCAACCUGUGUGUUCAGGAGGGAAGCUCAGGGAAGAAGAGCAAGAAGCAGCAGCAGCGGCUGCUGAGGAACAUGGGAGCUCACAGCGUGGUGCUGGAACUCCUGCAGAUCCCCUACGAGAAGGGUGAAGAUGUCCGGAUGCAGGAGAUCAUGAAACUGGCUCAUGAGUUUCUGCAGAACUUCUGUGCUGGGAACCAGCAGAACCAGGCCCUGCUCCACAAGCACAUCAACUUAUUUCUCAACCCAGGGAUCCUGGAGGCCAUCACCAUGCAGCACAUCUUCAUGAAUAACUUCCAGCUGUGCAGUGAGAUCAACGAGCGCGUGGUCCAGCACUUUGUCCACUGCACCGAGACGCACGGCCGACAUGUCCAGUACCUCAAGUUUCUGCAGACCAUCGUUAAAGCCGAGAACAAGUUCAUCAAGAAGUGUCAGGACAUCGUCAUGGCAGAGCUGGUGAACUCAGGCGAGGACGUCCUGGUCUUCUACAACGACCGCGCCUCCUUCCAGACCCUGGUCCAGAUGAUGCGCUCGGAGCGGGACCGCAUGGAUGAGAACAGCCCUCUGAUGUACCACAUCCACCUGGUGGAGCUGCUGGCCGUCUGCACCGAGGGCAAGAACGUCUACACCGAGAUCAAGUGCAACUCCCUGCUGCCCCUGGACGACAUCGUCCGGGUCGUCACCCACGAAGACUGCAUUCCCGAGGUGAAGAUCGCCUACAUCAAUUUUCUGAACCACUGUUACGUCGACACAGAAGUGGAGAUGAAGGAGAUUUACACGUCCAACCACAUGUGGAAGCUGUUCGAGAACUUCCUGGUGGAUAUCUGCAGGGUGUGCAAUAACACCAGUGACAGGAAGCAUGCGGAUACCAUGCUGGAGCGUUACGUAACCGAGACGGUCAUGAGUAUCGUCACAUGUUUCUUCAGCUCCCCUUUUUCUGACCAGAGCACGAGCCUCCAGACUCGUCAGCCCGUGUUUGUGCAGCUGCUUCAGGGAGUGUUCAGGGUUUACCACUGUAACUGGCUCAACCCGGUUCAGAAGGCCUCAGUCGAGGCCUGCAUUAAAGUACUCUCAGACGUUGCCAAGAGCAGAGCGAUCGCCAUCCCGGUGGACCUGGACAGUCAGGUGAACAACCUGUUUGUUAAGUCCAAUAACGUUGUGCAGAAGAGCAUCCUCAACUGGAGGCUGUCGGCCAAGAACAUGUCCAGACGGGACUCAGGCCAGACGACCUCUAAAGAUUACAGAAACAUCAUCGAAAGGCUGCAGGACAUCGUGUCGGCGCUGGAGGAUCGUCUGAGGCCGCUGGUCCAAGCCGAGCUCUCGGUGCUGGUGGACGUGCUGCACCGUCCCGAGCUGCUCUUCCCCGAAAACACUGACGCUCGCAAGAAAUGUGAAAGCGGAGGAUUCAUCUCGAAACUGAUCAAGCACACGAAGCAGCUACUGGAGGAGAACGAGGAGCGUCUCUGCAUCAAAGUGCUGCAGACUCUGAGGGAAAUGAUGACGAAGGACCGCGGCUACGGGGAGAAGCUGAUUGCCUUUGAUGAUGAGAUGGAUGUGGCUGAGCUGGCACCUCCGCCUGAGCCUGAAGUCCCAGCUGAGGAGCUUGAUCCCAACCAGCCACUGAAGCAACUGGAGGAUCAGAGGAGGGGCGAGGCCUUGCGGCAGAUUUUGGUCAACCGAUACUACGGCAAUGUCAAACCUGGCCCGAGGAGAGACAGCCUCACUUCCUUCAGCAACGGCCCACUGAGUCCCGGAGCUCAGGGAAAAUCGCCCACAGUCGUCAGCUCCGGGGUUGGAGGUCGAGGGGAGCUGAGUCUGGCGGAGGUGCAGUGCCACCUGGACAAGGAAGGGGCCUCUGAUCUGGUCAUCGACCUCAUCAUGAACGCCACCAGCGACCGCAUCUUCCAGGAGAGCAUACUGUUAGCCAUCGCGCUGCUGGAAGGUGGAAACACGGUGAUCCAGCGCUCCUUCUUUCACCGAUUAACGGGCGACAACAAGUCGGAGAAAUUCUUCAAGGUGUUUUAUGAGCGCAUGAAGCUGGCCCAGCAAGAAAUCAAGGCCACCGUGACGGUCAACACCAGCGACCUGGGCAGCAAGAAGAAGGACGAGGAGCCGCCGGACAAAGACACGCCGGCACGCAAGAAAGUGAAAGAUGUGCCGGUGGUGGCAGUCGUGACCGAGGAGGUGAAGGAGCAGCUGGCGGAGGCCUCCGCCGUCACCAAGAAGGCCUACACCACCUACCGGCGCGAGGCCGAGGCCGAGGAGCACCAGGCGGCCGCCGAGGGCGCCCCCGUUCCCACGGCCGACAAGAGCCAGGAGGAGGGCGAGAUGAGCGUCGUCAUCACCAUCAUGCAGCCCAUCCUGCGCCUCAUGCAGCUGCUCUGCGAGAAUCACAACAGAGAUCUGCAGAACUUUCUACGCAACCAAAAUAACAAGAACAACUAUAACCUGGUGUGUGAGACGCUCCAGUUCCUGGACUGCAUCUGCGGGAGCACCACAGGAGGACUGGGGCUGCUCGGGCUCUACAUCAACGAGAAGAACGUGGGACUGAUCAACCAGACGGUGGAGAGCCUCACCGAGUACUGCCAGGGCCCCUGUCACGAGAACCAGAACUGCAUCGCCACUCAUGAGUGUAACGGCAUCGACAUCAUCAUCGCGCUCAUCCUCAACGACAUCAACCCUCUGGGGAAGAAGAGGAUGGAUCUGGUGCUGGAGCUCAAAAAUAAUGCCUCCAAGCUUCUCCUGGCGAUCAUGGAGAGUCGCCAUGACAGCGAGAACGCCGAGAGGAUCCUGUACAACAUGAGGCCCAAAGAGCUGGUGGAGGUGAUCAAGAAGGCGUAUAUGCAGGGGGAGAUAGAGGUGGAGGAGCCGCAGGAGGGCGAGGACGGAGAGGAGGAGCACUCGGCGUCCCCGCGCAACGUCGGCCACAACAUCUACAUCUUGGCGCAUCAAUUAGCCCGCCACAACAAGGAACUGCAGGCGAUGCUGAAGCCGGGGGGGACGUACGGAGAGGGCGACGAGGCCCUGGAGUUCUACGCCAAGCACACGGCUCAGAUCGAGAUCGUACGACUGGAUCGCACGAUGGAGCAGAUAGUCUUCCCAGUGCCCAACAUCUGUGAGUUCCUCACCCACGAGUCCAAGCUGCGCGUCUACUACACCACCGAGCGCGAUGAGCAAGGCAGCAAGAUCAAUGACUUCUUCCUGCGCUCUGAGGACCUUUUUAAUGAGAUGAAUUGGCAGAAGAAGCUGCGAGCCCAGCCCAUACUGUACUGGUGCUCCAGGAACAUGUCCUUCUGGAGCAGCAUCUCCUUCAACCUGGCUGUGCUCAUGAACCUGCUGGUGGCCUUCUUCUACCCUCUGGAGGGCGUCCGAGGAGGCACUCUGGAGCCCCAUCUGUCUGCCCUGCUGUGGAUAGCCAUGCUGGUGUCUCUGGCCAUCGUCAUCGUCCUGCCCCAGCCUCACGGGAUCCGGGCGCUCAUCGCCUCCACCAUCCUGCGCCUCAUCUUCUCCGUAGGCUUAGAGCCCACGCUGCUCCUGCUGGGAGGCUUCAACUUAUGUAAUAAGGUCAUCUUCCUGAUGAGCUUUGUCGGGAACCGGGGAACCUUCACCCGGGGAUACAAAGCCAUGAUCAUGGAUGUGGAAUUCCUCUACCACCUGCUCUACCUGAUCAUCUGCUCCCUGGGGGUCUUUGUCCACGUCUUCUUCUACAGCUUGCUACUCUUCGAUCUGGUCUAUCGAGAGGAGACCCUGCUGAACGUCAUAAAAAGCGUCACCCGCAACGGGCGCUCCAUCGUCCUGACGGCCGUGCUGGCUCUCAUCCUCGUCUACCUCUUCUCUAUCGUGGGAUACAUCUUCUUCAAAGACGACUUCAUUCUGGCCGUCGACAGGAUUCCCAACAAGACGCUCGAGCAUGGAGCCAGCAUGGUCGGGGAGCUGUUCUCCGGAGGAGUCUGUCAGAAAGAAAAUGGAGAAAACUGUUCGGCAGAGGCUGUGAUGGAUGCGGCGGUCGCCGUCCAGCCAUCGGCAGUGGUGAUCGAGGACAAGGAGCGAACGUGUGACUCGCUGCUCAUGUGCAUUGUCACAGUGUUGAGUCACGGCCUCAGGAGCGGAGGAGGCGUCGGGGACGUCCUGCGUAAACCAUCGAAAGAGGAGCCCCUGUUCGCAGCCCGAGUCAUCUACGACCUGCUCUUCUUCUUCAUGGUCAUCAUCAUCGUCCUCAACCUCAUCUUCGGUGUCAUCAUCGACACCUUCGCCGACCUGAGAAGCGAGAAGCAGAAGAAAGAGGAAAUCCUGAAGACGACGUGUUUUAUUUGCGGCUUGGAAAGAGACAAGUUUGACAAUAAGACCGUGACCUUUGAAGAACACAUCAAAGUGGAGCACAACAUGUGGCACUACUUGUUCUUUAUUGUCCUGGUGAAGGUCAAAGACUCCACCGAGUACACCGGCCCCGAGAGCUACGUGGCUGAAAUGAUCCGGGACCACAACCUGGACUGGUUCCCACGCAUGCGGGCCAUGUCGCUGGUGAGCAGCGACGCCGACGGCGAGCAGAACGAGAUCAGGAGCCUGCAGGAGAAGCUGGAGUCCACCAUGAAGCUGGUGUCCAACCUGUCGGGCCAGCUGACCGAGCUGAAGGAGCAGAUGACGGAGCAGAGGAAGCAGAAGCAGCGGAUCGGCCUGCUGGGACACCCUCAGCACAUGAACGUCAACCCGCAGCAGCCCGCCUAGAAAGGUCAGCCGACGCCGCGCCCCCGCCCGCCCGCCCGCCCGCCCAGGUCGCACUCUGUAACUAGGACCACGCCGAGUGUGAGCGUAAGUUAGAACGGUAGGGAAAACACUCUGUAACAUAUGUAGUCAGAGGUAAGGCCACGUGUAGCUCCCCUCCUCCCUCCUCGCUUCAGUCCAGCUGGAAAUGGUGCCAAAUGAACUGGACUCCUUUGGACUCCCGGCCUUUUGACUGGUGGAACUUGAAACACAAUGAAGCUGACUGGACAGCAGGAAUCAGCCCCUUUUGUUGUUAUUGUUGUUGUUGUUGUUGUUUUUUUAUGUUUUCUAUACUUCUGGCAUAACGAGCAGUAUUACAAGUCUUCUCUUCUGAAUGUCGUGCAAUAUAUUAACUUGAAUAUGCAACCUCACCGGUGCGUGGAUUUAAGUUCAUCAGUUGUCUUAUUUUGGAGCGUUUCCAUCUCCUCCUCACUGGGUCAAGUAGGGAGUGGCCGUCUGUCCGUAAAACAAGAAUAGGAGUAAUUUAAUAAGCUGGCCUUCUACAUUUUACUUUUCUUCUUGAAUUUCUCAACGAACCUGUAUAUUUCUUGAGUGCCCUCAGCACUCAGUAGAGAUAGUAUAUUGUGUGAGAGCAAUAUAAAGAGAUGUAAUAUCUCAGCGCUAACUGAUUUUACUGAUAAAUUUGCUUUUAGUUUAGAUUUCCUGCCGUCCGUCACAGUGCCGGUCAUGCAUUACAAUUUGCUCAGGAGUUGUUACUUUUAUUGUAAUAGACACCUCUAGAAGUCUUUGUUUUUUUCAAAAACGGAUUCCUCUUGUGCCUGUUAUGGUUUGUUUUUUGUUUUUGUUUUUUUGUCCUUAACUUAUUCCUGUUUGCUGCUUGUGCAGAGUUUCUUUUACUUUUAUGCUUACUACAAACCGUAAAUGAAUCAUUUGGUUUUUUUUUUUGUACAUAAAGUUUGUUGCUUUCCUUUGCUUUUGUAUAGAAGGAUGAAUGUUAAGAUUACAUAAUCUUAAGAACUGUCAAUUUGUAUAUUAAAUACAGUUAUUUAUUAAAAUUUAUGGGAUUAUCCUUU